Rubroshorea leprosula is the source of this 4297-nucleotide messenger RNA. NCBI's taxonomy places the organism in Eukaryota, Viridiplantae, Streptophyta, Magnoliopsida, Malvales, Dipterocarpaceae. The record is from the annotation of a GenBank genome assembly.
AGGUAUGAACUCUUUUACGCCUCUCUCUUUGCAAUUACUUUUUGAGAGCAUCUCUCUCUAGAACGUUGAGUAUUGCUGACUUAAGCGUCGGAGUGUCUUUCCCGAGGAAACUUCCUCGAGAAUUUCAGGUGUGGAAGCAGCUGAAGAUAUCAACAGUGUUGGAUCACGAAGCUGCCCAAACAUUUGGCGUCGUCUGUGGGAAUCCGAACAAAAAGCAUUGUGACUUAACCAGCACGAGCUGAAAAUGGUGCGCACCUUCACAGGAAACCACCCCCCAAGAGAGAAUGUGGACGACCAGGGUGACACUCAGGUGUUGGAAAGUGAUCUCAAUGACUUCCAAACGCUUCCGAGAAACCUCUUCGUUGGUGGUGCAGAACAAGAACAGUCAAACACUUUAGAUGAUGAUGAAAGAACACCUACAGGGGGUGAGCAACCGGCUGCAGUAGUUGCAACCUGUAACUCCCCGGCCUUAAGCAAUGUAGUGGUCCCAACCAGACCAAGAGGAAGUGGGAAGUUGAACCCAGAACCUAGCUCGUCCAGGCAUAAUGAAGAAUUACUAAAGAAGAACACCGACCUUGAGAGACAACUCAAAGAUGUGCAGAAGUCUAUUGAUGAGCUAAGGAGUCCUAGGUCGCGCCAACAGGCUCUCGACUUGGAUAGUGCCCCUCUCAACUUGUCCAUCACGGCUGAACUGUAUCAAGAGGGAUUUAAAAUUCCCCAUUUGGAGACAUAUGAUGGGUCCGGAGACCCGGAUGAAUAUCUGCAUACUUAUCAAGCCAUCAUGAGGAUCCAGAACGCCACUGACGCCAUGAUGUGCAAAGUCUUCCCUGCGACCUUGAAAUCAAUGGCCAAAAGAUGGUACCACAAGUUACCUAGACAUUCGAUAACCUCCUAUUCUGAGCUCGCUACUCUGUUUUUGAACAAGUUCGCGAGUCAAGGAGAAAUUAAGCGCACCGCUACUGAGCUAAUGCUAGUUUAUCAAAAGGAGGGAAAGUCUUUAAGGGACUAUAUGCAACGGUUCAACAAGUCCACUCUGGACAUUGAUAACGUCCCUGAUACCAUCUGCUUAUCUGCUUUGUUGCAUGGUCUUAAACCUGGUCGGUUUCUAGACGACCUGCUAGAGAAUCCACCUAAGUCGUGGAAUGAAGUAAAUGACAGGUCCCAGAUAUUGGCGCAGAUACAACACUGGGUCAAGAGACCCCCUCCCCAAAUGCACGAUUCUUCACGAACUGACAAAAACAAGUGUUGUGACUACCAUCGUGGAUACGGCCAUAACACGGAAGACUGUCAAAGCCUGAAGGAUGAGCUUGAAUUCUUAGCUCGCAAUGGAAAAUUUGAGGGCGGGAUACCCCCACCAUCUAGCACAAUCAAUAUGAUCUCUGGUGGCAUGCAUUCGGGUGGCCAAAGCGCUCGAGGUCGUAAGGCUUAUGCUCGUCAAGUAAUGGCGGUAAACAAGAAUAGACCUCUAAAGCGCCCCUUUGAAGAAGCAGAAUGGGAAAAUGCAUCUAUUACAUUCAGCCCGGCCGAUUACAAACGGUUAGAGGAAGAACCAGAUGUUAUGAUGCCCCAUGUUGAUCCUUUUGUGGCAACGGUCCAUAUAGGCAAUUAUAACGUCAACAAAGUCUUUAUUGAUACUGGUAGUUCACCAGAUAUCUUGUAUUGGAGCUGCUUUCAAAAGAUGCAGCUGAAUCCGAGCUCACUGCAGAAGAUGGCUUCAGUUAGCUUUCUAGUCAUUAGAAUGGAAUCAGCUUUCAAUGCCAUACUAGGAAGAGCCACCCUCUGCGAGCUGAAGGCUGUCAUCUCACAACUUCAUCUUUGUAUGAAGUUCCCAACUCCUCAGGGGGUAGGAGUGCUUAAGGGGAACCAGAAGAUGGCCAAAGACUGUUAUCAAGAUACGUUCAAGAAGGUUGAGCUCACUGCAGCCUUGAGAGGCUCUUUUGAAAUUCACAGGCCGACUCAGCUCGGUCAACAGACAAUGGGCAUAUCAGAUAUUGAGCACCAACCUGAAGGUGUCGAGCAGAAGGCUGAGCCAGUAAAACCAGUGGAAGCAGUCCCUAUGAACCUGACAUGCCAGAAAGAACAGUUAAGGCAGGCUUCAUCAGGAGAGUUGAGUACUCUGAAUGAGGCGUGUCCAAAAGACUCUCACCCCUUGCCAAAUGUUGAGAAGUUGGUAGAGCGAGCAGCCAGACAUGAACGCAUGAGUUUCCUUAAUGCCAGCUCGGGUUAUCACCAAGUUCAGUUGCUGUUGGAUGACCAGGAGAAAACGGCUUUCUAUGCUAGUGGCGCGAUCUACUGCUAUGUCAUGAUGCCAUUUGGCUUGAAAAAUGCUAGCGCGUCAUAUCAGAAGUUGGUGCACGUCGUCUUUAAACUCCAGAUCGGCAGGAACAUUGAAGUAUAUGUGGACGACAUGAUAGUCACCAGUAAGUUCAUAGCCAAGUCGGUAGAAAGGUGCUUCCCAUUCUUUAAAGCCUUGAGAGAGCCCAAGAACUUUCAGUGGACCGAUAAAUGUCAACAGGCGUUCGAUGAACUCAAGCAAUAUCUGGCGUCAGCACCCCUACUUUUAAAGGCUGUGGAGGGGGACAGUUUAUACCUGUAUCUGGGGGUUACAAAGGAGGCCGGCGUGGAGCAGAACUACCCACUAGCAAAAAAAGCUGCUUUUGCCCUUGUCUACACGGCUCGCAAGUUGAGAGCUUACUUUCAGUCACACAAAAUUGUUAUCUAUACCGAUCUACCGUUGAGGAAGAUACUGCAAAAACCCGAACUCUCUGGUCGGCUUAUUGGGUGGACUAUUGAGUUGAGCAAGUACGACCUCAAAUUUCAGCCGCACACAACCAUUAAAGGGCAUGCUGUGGCGGACUUCCUAGUGGAAAGCCUUUCGACGACUGUGGAAGAAAGGGCGCCCAUAUACCUAGUAUGGGUUUUAUAUGUAGAUGGAGCUGCUAAUAUUGAAGGAUCGGGUGCUUGGGCAGUGCUAGUGGGCCCAGAUGGCUUUAAAUCUGAGCACGCAUUAAGGUUCAAGUUUCAAACAACAAAUAAUGCUGCAGGGUAUGAAACCCUUAUUUAUGGUUUGAAGCUAGCGUCCGAGUUGAAACUUGGUCGUUAUGCUUCUGUAGUCAACAAAUUGAAAUCAGGAUUUGUCUCUUUCCAGAUCGACAAGAUACCUAGAGCAGAUAACCAACGAGUUGAUGAGCUAUCAAAAUUAGCUUCCUCGCAAGAUAUCAAUCCUCAGAGAUCAACAAUUGUGGAGGUACUUGACGCACCGAGCUACACUGACUUCACAAUCGAGUGUCGAUUACUAAGCACAGAUCCCUUUUUGCCGAGCUGGACUACACCCCUCGUUGAGUAUUUGCAAAGUAGCGAGCUGCUUGAAGACCCAUCCACCUCAAAGUUGAUUAAAUGUAGUGCGGAAAACUUCACCUUGAUAGAUAAUCAACUCUACAAGCGAGCAGCCUUAAUGCCCCUACUAUGCUGCCUUACUCCUUAUGAAGCUGAAUACGCUGUAAGGGAAGUUCAUGAAGGAGUAUGUGGCACACAUAUAGGUGGUAAAACAUUAGCUCGAAAACUCCUGAGACAUAGGUAUUACUGGCCUACUAUGGUCGAGGACGCACAGAGUUAUGUCAAAAAGUGCCCAACCUGCCAGUUCAAUGCUGAGACAUUCACAUGCCAGGUAUCUGAGCUCGUUCUAAAGUUUGUGCAAACCUCACUCGAUCUGCUCGACCCUUUUAUUAAAGGCAAAGGAGGUUGCACAUUCCUAGCUGUUGCGGUGGAUUACUUCACCAAAUGGAUAGAAUCCAAACCAUUAUCCACGACAACAGAGAAGAAAAUAGAGGAAUUCCUAUUCAACUCAAUAUUAUGCAGGUUCGGCAUACCUAAACGAAUCAUAGCUAACAAUGGUCCACAGUUUCGAGCCGCAACACUUAGGUCGUUCUGCAAUGACUAUGGCAUUGAGCUCGCCUUGACAUCUGUAUAUACUCCACAGUCAAAUGGGCAAGCCGAGUCUGCCAAUAAAAUCGUCUUACGAGGCCUCAAGACACGCGUUUUAGUUGCACGCUCUAAUUGGGUUGACGAGCUCAAUAAAGUGCUCUGGUCAUGUCGCACUACACCUAGCUCAGCUACAGGCGAAACCCUUUUCAGCCUUGCCUAUGGAGUUAAGGCCGUCAUCCCUGUAGGGGUCGAUUGCCAUCCGAUAGAGCAGAUCGGCACAAUGAUCCUAGUAAUGAGCAACUUUUAAGAGAGAACCUAGACCUUGUAGAAGAGGUUAGGGAGAUGUCUCGAAUAAGAAAUAUGGCACAUCAAA